This is a messenger RNA of Blastomyces dermatitidis ER-3, 483 nucleotides long. RefSeq lists its product as uncharacterized. Lineage: Eukaryota; Fungi; Ascomycota; Eurotiomycetes; Onygenales; Ajellomycetaceae. The record is from RefSeq and is a predicted model, not a curated record. The transcript is spliced from 3 exons. The coding region runs from base 1 to 366 and encodes 121 amino acids.
AUGGCAUCAGCUCUACCCAUAAUUGACCUCCGUGCCUUUAGCACAGUGGAGGAGCUUGCGCCAGAGCUCAUGAGGACAUUCGACCAAUAUAAGUUUGGAGAUAUUUGCCUGACAGCUUGCGGCCGCUUGUGCUCCACAAUCCGCCGUGUGGCGUUUCCUCGGAACGAGAGUGAGAACACAGACCGGCUCAGCAUGCUAUUCUUUGUGCAGCCGGAUAGAGAUGUCCUUAUGGAGCCAAUAUUGCCAGGGGAAGCUGACCAGGAGGAGUUUAAGGACGUGCUAAGGCGUAGGGGUUAUCCGAGUGCGAGGCCUCUGACGGCUGAGGAGCAUUUGACACAAAGGCUACGAGCAACUUAUGGUUAUUAAAUGUUUGACUAUGCACGAAACACAAAGCGAAUAUAUGUCAAUCUCAUUUAUGUCCUUCCUGCUUUUGAGCCUAUUGUUAUGCAUUGCUGCAGAAAUUACUUUUCUUCUCAUACUUGC